UGGAUUAUUUACUACAAAGUCACGGAGAAAGAAUAUUUCUCUUUUUUUCAAAUUUGAUUUUAAUGCUUACUUUAGUAUAAAGCUUGGAGAUCAAGACAAAAAAUGGGCACCCCAAAUUAUUUGUCUAUUAUGCUACUCAAAUUUGACGGAGUGGCUAAAGGAUAAAGUUCGUUUGUUUAUAGGUGCAUCAAAAACGGAAAUUUGGCUGGAAUAUUUGUGCCAACUUUAAAGUUAUGAGACGUAUUGGGCGUACAAAGUGGCUACACAAAGUACUGCUGCUUUUUGUGCUUGUGGGACAGCCACGCUUAUAAGCAGCAUUAUUUACAGAAGCAGUGGUCGGUAAGAUCUGAGUAUGUCUCACAAAAACACAAUGUGAUUCAGAGCCCACCUUUCAAUACCUCAAAGAGACAUUUUCAAGGAUGAGUGAUGUCAAAACCAUAGAAAGAGUUUUUAUAAAACCUUAAACUAGACAUGUUUUAAUGAAUGACUCUAUGUUUACAUCAAAACUGGAUGAUUUGAAACAGACAACUUAGAACUCAUUAAAGGCCGUCGUUGAUGGAUUUUUUGGAAACAGGAAAUUGGACGACCACAGAGAACUGGUCAAGUGGUUUAUUAUGAACUAUGUGGCCAUCGGAACAAAAAGAUGUCAGUAUGAGAAUUCUCAUAUUGAAGUCUUUCCUGCAAAUUUAGUGUGGAGUUUCUAUUGCUAAUGAAUGUACUUUUCGUAAUCCAGAAUUUUGUAUCAAGUGAAAUAACUCAACUUAACAAAAGUUUGAUUGAAUCAAAGGUCUCUAAUGAGUCAAGUAUUCAAAACAUCAACAAAAGUUUAGAAAAAAUUUCAACUGAAAAGUCUUUCAAGAAAAUUGCAGUGAGCAAUAAACCUGAUGAGGCAGAAAACAAUUUAUUUUUUUUAAAUAAAUCACUUGAAAAUUUUUCAGAUGAACCAGAAUCUUUACUUCAACUUAAGAAUAUUAUUGCUGGUAUAAAGUUUUUUAACAAAACAGAUUUAAUCAAGCAUAUGAUAAAUAAUUUUAGUGAAGGAAUAAAUUUUAAUGAAAUAAAAAAAGAAAUAAUUGGAAAAGAGUCUGUAGAUGUAGAUGUAGAUAGUCUAAAUUUGUUAAAUGAAAAGUUGUUUGCAAGCAAAAGAUUUAUUCAAGAUGAUCACAAUAAUCUUCCAUUAGUAAAACUUAGAAAAUUGCAAAAAUUCUUUAGAAUUUCUCAAAUAUUACAAGAGAAAAAUAAGUCAUUUGAUCCUCAAAGUAGAGAAUCAGAUCAGUUAGGAAAAAAAAUUAAACUCCAACAAGUAAAAAAUACAAGCCUUUCAAAAUUUUUAUCUGAAUCACUUAUGAAAAAAGGACACAUUUUAGCUGAUUCUUCAAAAAGACAAAACACAUAUACCUACUUAAAUCUACCUUCAGUAAAUCAAAGUGGACAUGUUCUUCCCUCUUGUAGUUGUUUUAAAUCUGUUGUCUUAUGCAAUUGCUAUCGCUCAAUUACAUCCUACAAAAGUAUGUUUAAAGAGUGGAUAUGGGGAUAUUUAUUUUCAGGAUUUGCUGCAGACACAAUUAGCACAGCUAAUGUUGGUAUAAUUAUUGAUGAAUCAAUCGAUGGUCUGUUACUUUCUCUUACUCAGCGAUUUAUUUUUAACUUACUACUACUUUUGAAAAAAGAAUCCUAUAUUUCUAUUGCUACUGCUGGUAAAAGUAUAAAAUUGAUAAGUAGUUUUCAAACAUUUAAUAAUAUGGAUGAAGUUAAAGAAUAUCUGCUUAAAAUCAAUAAUGAUAAUUUACAGAUGACUGCUGAAGGUUUGCAGACAAACAAAAGUUUUCAAAUUAAUUCUGGCACUUCCCAAGUAAAUACCAGAAGUUCUCAGAUAAAUUCUGAUACUUUACAAACCAAUACUGGAAGUUCACAAAUAAAUACAGGAAUUUCACAAAUAAAUACAUCAAAUUCAAAAAAUAAUAUUGGAAAUUCACAAACCAAUAGUGAAAGUUCACAAAUCAAUACUGGAAGUUCACAAAUAAGUACUGGAAAUUUGCAAAUAAAUGCUGGAAGUUCACAAACUAGUAAUGAGAGUUCACAAAUAAAUACUGGAAGUUCACAAAUAUAUGCUGAAAGUUUACAAAUUAAUAUUAACAAUGUUUUAACACAGUAUUACUCAAGUUUUGAGAAAGUUCAGAAUAAUGGAAAUAAAAACAUUUUGUUUCUUUUUCUAAAUAAAAGAAAAAGUGAAAGUGAAAUAAAAAUAGAAAUUCAAUCAAAAUAUAGAGAUAUUAAUAUAUUUGUGAUAAAAUAUGGCUCACAGUCAUCAAUUUCGAAUCUUAAAUUUUUAACUAAUGAGUCCAAAAUUUUUAUAAUAAAUCUUUCAAAUGAAUUGCUUGAACAAAACAUGGUUGACAGUCUUAUGAAAUAUGAACCAGUUUUUCUUGCUAUCAAAAGAAGCAUUUAUAAAUUUUUAAGUUCUGAGGAUAAUCAAGGAAAUGGAUUAUCAGUUAAUCCAUCAUCUAAGUCUUCUCUGCAGUUAUCUUCAUCACUAUUUCAAUCAGAUUGGUGGUACAAAGAAUGGAACUGGAAUAAAUAUAUGAAAAAUCUGAACUAUGAAGGAAUUGGACCAACAAACUUAGCCUUUGUUGUAGAUGGGACUAACAGUCGCUAUAUAAUUUUUAUUCAACGACUAGUUUUUAACUAUAUCAGGUUAUUCCAACUUCAGGGAACUUUUGUUACAAUCGCAGUCUAUGGAAAGAGUUCAUAUGUUAUUACAAAAUGGAAAAUGUUUACUACUCCCCAGGAUGUUCAGAAAAGUUGUGAGUCUAUUCCCCUUAUACAAGGGCAUUUUCGAGAAACUGCUGAUGCAUUAGAAAAUAUCUAUUCAUUGUUUUUAACACAAAAAAAAAACAAUAAUAAUCCUUGUGUAUUGGUUCUUAUCGUUACUGGAUCUUCAGAAAAACACAAACAGUUAAAUGUAAUUGGAGGACAAAUCAGAGCGGCAGGAGUCAGGGUAUACACCAUGGCAAUUGCUUCUGGUAAAGCAUCAACCUAUCAAGAAAUUAAUGAAGUAGCAUAUUCAGAAAAAGAGCAGUAUGUUGGUUCUCCUAAUAAUCUGGUCACUAUGUUAAGUGCAGUGAAAUUAUCUCUAGUUGAAUUUAUUGGAAGAAGCCAAGUAAAAGAAAUUGAAAACUUGAAUGAAGGUUUUAGAAGGCUACAAACAUUGUGGAACUGGAGAUCUAUUUCAAAUAAUAUACAAUAUGGGUACAUAAGUCAAGCUAAUGUAGGCAUUCUUGUUGAUGGAACUAUUGAAGAAGAAUAUUUUGAUACAAUCCGAAGGUUAGUUUACAAUAUUAUGAAAUGCUACUCACUAGCAGGCACACACUUUAAUGUUGCAUCUUAUGCUACUUCAACCUAUGAAACAACUUCUUUUCGACAGUACAGAAGUGGUAAUGAUAUAAAAAAGUUUGCUAAGAUAAUUCCAAAACUUUAUUUUGGUAAACGAAAUACAGGUGGAGCCAUGUGGGCAAUGUUAAAUGCACUAAGUGAUGCUCCUCCAGAUAAUCCAAGUAUUGUCUAUAUUAUUACUGCUGGCCCAUCAGCAGAUGAUGUUAUUGCUCCUUCAAAAGCAUUUAGAAUGUAUGGUAUUAUAGCUUUUGCGUGCAGUUUAAAUGGUAGAACACCUAUGUCAGAAUUGUCUUCAAUGUCAUUUACUUCAAGUACUGUCUUCUCUAGUCCAUUUGAUGGUUUGAUAAAUCUAGUUAUUUCUAUGACAACUGCUGCUUCUGAAAUUAUUGGAACUGUAUCAAAGGCAUGCGGCCCAUCAGGCCAUUUAAUAAGUACAAAUACAGAUAUUAUGAGAUCAUGGCAAUGGCAAUCAGCAGAAACUUCUUUCUCCUAUUCAUCUGUUAAUCCUGCAGAAGUUGGUUUUCUGAUAGAUAGCACAAGCAGUAUACAUUUUGACCUCCUCCAAAAAUUUACUUACAACAUUUUCAAAUUAUUUGCUGAAAAUUCAACUGCUGCUAUAGUGACAUAUGGGGGUACAGUUGAUCUAAGUCUUGGAAUAUUCAGACAGUACACUGAUAACUAUGCACUACAAACUGCAUGCUCCACCAUCUUUUAUAAAGGAGAAGCUGGUCGACGAAUUGGCAGUGCUCUUUCAUCUUUUCAUAAACUUUUUCCUCGUGUUGGAAAAAAAAUAUUGUUUCUUAUUACCAUGGGUAAAUCAGAAGAUGAUGUAAAUAACUCUGCAAAACAAUUAGCAUUAUCAGGUGUUUCUAUUUUUACAAUUGGAAUUGGAGAAGAAGUAGAAAAGAAUGAACUGAAAUCCAUAUCCAGAUUUUAUUUGACAACAGACUGGAACAAUCUAAUCACUGUAGUUGCAAGCAUUCAAAAUUCUCUAACUAAAGUAUUUGGAAGUUCAGUGGCUUCAGUCGCACAAAAUGUCAAACUUUACGAUAAUGGUGUUUAUCUUGGAAAAAUGCCUCCAUUAAAUGAUCCAUGGGAUAAUGUUGUUUUUAAUAACGUGACUGAUUUGAAAUUAAAAUGGAAUUGGAAUAACUUACUGUCAAAAAUAAAAUAUGGAGCAUUAGAAGGUGCUAAUGUUGUUAUACUAGUUGAUGUUUCUAUAAGUGAGGAUCUUGGCAUCAUGCGUAGAUUUUUGUUUAAUAUUAUCAAGCUUUUCCAAGAAAGUGUUUCAACAUUCACAGUUGUUGGGUACAGCCAGAGUCCUAAUCUUGUAUUUGGUACUCGUAAAUUUAAUAGUGAUGUUCAAAUUAGGCGAUCCUUAGAAAAGCUAGAAAGCUCAUUUGUGAAAAAUCAAAAUUGCAACAUAGGUUCCUCUUUGGCGUACCUUAAAGAUGUUGUUUACAAAAAAAUCAUGCUCUUAACUACUAUGAACAGAAUUUUUGGUGUUUUAGUGUCCAGAUCUUCUUCAUCUGAUAAUAUUUUAGAGUACGCUGAUUCUAUAAAAGGAGCAGGAAUUACCAUGGUGGCAAUAGGUAUCGGUCAAAAAUAUAACGAAGAGGAGUUGAAGUUGAUUGCAACCAAUGGCCAACUUAUUAUGCAUAGUUCCAUAUCUGCGUUGCCUUCAUUAAUUUAUAACCUUCAGUUUAAGUUAGCAAUUGCAAUGAACAUACCAAAAAAUUUAACAACUAUUAAUCAAGCGACGCUUGUUAGAAGUGUUGAACAAAAAUUUGCUUUACUAAACUAAACGAAUUUUAGUCGUUUCCGUUAAUGAUAGAUGAUGAUUACAUGUUUUCCAUGGAAACAUUGUUUGGCAAAAAAACGAAUUGCGAACUAUGGAAUUAAAUUAAUUUCGAUUAAAUUUGAAAUUAAAUAUCGUGAUUUUUAUAAUUAUGUAAAUAUUGCUUAUGUAAAAUAUUUAUCAAUAUUUUUUUAUAAUUUAUGCUUUAUAUCCUCUCACAUCACAUGCAGCAAAAUUAACCCAGCCGUUUUUUUUUUUUUAAUAUUAGAAAUAUAUUUACUCUGUA
This is a messenger RNA of Hydra vulgaris (swiftwater hydra), 5477 nucleotides long. NCBI's taxonomy places the organism in Eukaryota, Metazoa, Cnidaria, Hydrozoa, Anthoathecata, Hydridae. The record is from RefSeq and is a predicted model, not a curated record.